Messenger RNA from Pyrus x bretschneideri (Chinese white pear), 959 nucleotides. RefSeq lists its product as uncharacterized. The record is from RefSeq and is a predicted model, not a curated record. The transcript has 7 exons. Lineage: Eukaryota; Viridiplantae; Streptophyta; Magnoliopsida; Rosales; Rosaceae. The coding region runs from base 52 to 873 and encodes 273 amino acids. Gene Ontology annotation, molecular function: metal ion binding.
GGAGACGACAGAGGCUCCCUGCUCACAGGGAAUUGAAAGGAGCAAGCAAAAAUGGAGAAGCGAGGAUUGAAUGCCGACAAAAUCAAGAGCUCUUCUUCUUGUUCGGAGGAGGACCCAAAUCCUUGCCCCAUCUGCCUCGGACCCAUAAUUCAAGAUUCUUAUCUCGAAAAAUGUCUCCACAAGUUCUGUUACAAGUGCAUUUUGCGUUGGACGGAAGUUGUUGCUCGCAAGCAGUCUUGCCCGCCGGAUUAUAUAAAGUGUCCUCUUUGCAAGACGGAAAAUGUUUGUAUAAUAUAUGAUUACGAUGGAUGUUCUUUUCAAAAGCAUUGCAUUGAUCAGGAUUCAGGCUUUAUCUUAUCGAAGGAUCACCAGUACAGAUUGCAAUGUUAUUACACCGAACCAGGUUUCUUAAGUGACAUAUUUGACGUAUCACGCUAUUGGAAGUCCCGCAAGUAUCUUCAGCCAAACCGCUGGCUCCAAAGUUGGUUGAGAAGGGAAAUCCAAGCUCUCAUGCAGGAGGAAGAUGUUGACAUCGUCAUGCACCACAUACAUGGCGUGAUUAAGUCAUCCUUGACGAGGGAUGAGCAGAAAGGUCGAACAACAGCACCUGAAGAAAAACAAAGAGAAUUUCAAGAAUCAACCUCUGAUGCAGCAGGGCCCUUCCUGGCAGCAAAAACCAAUCGCUUUGUAAACGAGGUGGAACUAUUUCUUGCUUUGGGUUUGAACAUUGAAGCAUACGAUGCUGUGUGCAUGCAACGCUUAGGUUGGAGUGCUCCGGGAGUAACUACGGAGCCAGCAGAGGGAGAACUUGCCGAACAUAGACCUGUUAUUCCUUACUUGAACAUAUUUUAUGACUCCGACUGCAGCGAAUGAAAGUUUUCAUCUGCAUAUGUAUGGAACUGUCACUUGAAGUUGAAUCUUUGUUUUAAGUGAUAUAAAGUGCGUACUUGUCUUGGAUA